This is a messenger RNA of Aspergillus thermomutatus, 1377 nucleotides long. RefSeq lists its product as uncharacterized. The transcript has a single exon. The record is from RefSeq and is a predicted model, not a curated record. Bases 1 to 1377 code for a protein of 458 amino acids. NCBI's taxonomy places the organism in Eukaryota, Fungi, Ascomycota, Eurotiomycetes, Eurotiales, Aspergillaceae.
AUGUCCGCAGACCUAUUCGCCGAAUUUGGGUACAAGGCACCAUCCGCGCCGCCUUCAAAUGUCUCACAUCAGCGACAGCCCGGGCUGCAAGCAAACUCUCUGAUCCCCGAUUUAGACAUAUUAGAAGAUGCUGUCUCCUCUAAUCCUCAACCCAAUGUUCAAGAUCAGCACUCUUCGUCACAUGAAAAACAAUCACAAGUACCAGCCAACCAGUUUGCAGCAGCCUUCAACACAGAUUCUUCAAAGUGGCAGGACUAUGGCGAUGGAAAUAACGUAUUAUUUGACGCUACUUUGGAGUCUAUCUCCGAUGAUGAGGACGAGGACUGGGGCGAAUUUGAGUCCGCAGAGUCAGCAACUGGCCAACGCCAGUCAGCAGCGCGCUCUCAACAGCACGAGGGGCUACGGGACAGUCAACAUAGACCUGAAGACGCUCCUGCGUUGCUUGACGUGAUGGAUACGCUAUCAAUUGAGGACUCGAAAGCACCAAAGACCAUUAAGCCCACUAUUAGACAGACGAUCGAUAAGCCUAGGUCAUAUAUCAAGGCUGUUGCUACUAUUGCGAACCCUGAUCCUGCGCAGGACGAUUCCUUCGAGGAUUGGGGUGAAUUCAUUGACGGACCACCUGCAGAGGUCAAGCCAGUGAAGUCCCAAAGCGCUUCCGGAUUGAGCUGUCCUCAGGGUAAAAGCACGCAGGCCCGGACAGCCGUCGUUACGUCACUUAAUUUUACUAGGCCGGGAGACAGUGUAUCCGAGUCUCAGAUCCGUCCUACAAACAUACCUCCACCGUCUGUUCUCUUGGAGUUAUUCCCCAGGCUCUUUGAGCAAGUUCGUGAAGAAGCUACCAAAGCGAGGAGAGAUCUGCAACAGGAAGACCAGGUCGAGACCGCCGCGUCCUCUGUGCUCUGCACCUUAAAGGCUGCUGCACGAGUAAUUGCUGGUCGCACUCUGCGGUGGAAAAGGGAUACGAUAUUGAGUCAAAGCAUGCGAAUAGGCCCCGCACGUUCAGGGAAGCCAGGCGGAAUGAAACUCAGUACUGUAAACAAGAACGAGAGUAUUAAGGAACAACAGGAGGCUGUUGACGUGCUCACGAUGUGGCGUGAUCAAGCCGCACUCUUCAAUUCUGUGAUCCAGGCAUCCGGAAGACAGCCGAUCCAGCCCAUUGCAGAAAAUGCUCGGGUAAUCACAGCCACCGCAGCCCAGGGAGCCAUCAAAGCCCCUCACGCUUGCGCGCUUUGUGGACUGAAACGUGAUGAGAGACUGCCAAAAAUUGACGAGAACGUGCAAGACAGCUUCGGAGAAUGGUGGGUCGAGCACUGGGGUCAUAGGGAGUGCAAAGAAUUUUGGGAAAAGAACAUGGGCCUUCUAGCUCAACGAUAA